This is a messenger RNA of Lachnellula hyalina, 2310 nucleotides long. Its product is annotated as Annexin. Lineage: Eukaryota; Fungi; Ascomycota; Leotiomycetes; Helotiales; Lachnaceae. Bases 1 to 2310 code for a protein of 769 amino acids. The record is from RefSeq and is a predicted model, not a curated record. Gene Ontology annotation, cellular component: cytoplasm. The transcript has 2 exons. Gene Ontology annotation, molecular function: calcium-dependent phospholipid binding; calcium ion binding.
AUGUCUCUAGAUCCACGCGAUUCCCGCACAAGAGCCCGGUCUAAGAGUCCGGGCCGUCGCGAUGCCUCGCGUAGUAGAGGUGAUGGGGGGGAAGAGAGGGAGCAUUCGCGGGUCAGGGCGCCGAGUCCGCCUACGAGUCGGUAUGAGGAACGGGAAACUACGAUUACUCGAGGAGGGAGGGAGAGGGAGCCGGAUAUUGUGACUGCUGAGCCUAGAGGGUUGGCGUAUGGUGCAGCGUCGCAGUAUCGAGAUCACUCCCCCGCACCUGGUGCGCGCGAACGCGAACGUGAACGCGAUCCGUAUGCGGUGCCUGGUGGAUUCAAGGAGGAGGAGGAGCGACGCGAUGUUAGGUACAACGACAGCAGAGGGGGGAGGGAGAAGGAAUAUUACAAGGAGAACACUUAUUCGAGGGAGGAAGUGUAUAAGGAUGAGUAUGGACGGCCCACGAGCCCGCCUUCGAGGGAGAGAUAUGAGUAUGAGAGGGAGCGCGAGAGGGAGCGCGAGAGAGAAAAGGAGAGAGAUCCGAGACUCUACGAGGAUCAACAUGCCAGACAGAGGAGCGGCUCGUUCAAUGUCCAGGCGGGGCAUUCGAGUAUCUCUGGUGGCAUCAGUAUCGGGCACGAUAAACAUGGAAGGUCACCAUACGAGCAAUCUCCUUCUCCUCCUCAUGGCCCUCCUCCUGGUUCUUCCUAUAUGCCGCCCUAUAGAACGUCGCCGCCUUCCAAGAUGUCCUCGUAUGCGGAGCCGAAGAAGUGGGAGUAUGCGCAGCCAGAUGAAAAUAUCACCUAUUCGAGGCAAGAUAAAACGUAUGGGGCUCGUCCUGCCAGUCCUCCGCAACAAUACAACUCGAGGGACUCGAAACCGCAAUCUCGUCGUGAUCGUGAACGCCAUGGCAGCAGCGAUGCGCUGGCCUAUGGAGCGGAUUCUUCUGCGAGGUCUUCUAAGUCGCAGAUUGUUACUGUUGAGCCUGGAGCACGAUAUCGUCGAGAUGCUUCACCGAAUCCAGGACUGGCUCCUAGAAUGCACUCACUUUCCGUAUCUACCGGAAAUCAUGGUGGAGCUUCAAUGAGUCUAGCAAAUGCGCCAGGGUCACCAUUACUCGAAGCAUACCACGGCACAUACCAAUCAAUCUCGCCCAUGCCAUCACCACUUCUCAUAGCCUCCCACUCACACUCCGACGUCAACUUGAUAGAACCGCUCUCCCCAUACGGUUCCGACGAUGACCGAAGAGGAGGCAAGAAAGGUAGACGAACAGCACGCUUCCACGACCCAGAAGAGGAAGCAACCAUCUUAGCCAAAGCCCUAAAAGGCGAAAAGCGCCACCCAGACACCCAGCCUCUCAUCGAAAUCCUUCCCGGUCUUACACACGAACAAGUGCUCGACCUGCGGGUGGAAUAUAAACGGAUCGUCAAAACGGGUUCGGAGAAAAAAGGCGUCAAUAUUGCUAAGCACAUUAAGAUGCGUUUGAAAGAAGAAGAUUCCUCGCUCAUGAAAGCUUGCUAUGCUUGCGCGUUGGGGAAAUGGGAAAGUGAGGCGUAUUGGGCGAAUUUCUGGUACCAAGGCGAGAAAUCACGACGCGAGCUAUUGAUUGAAUCCCUGAUGGGGCGUACGAACCGCGAGAUCAGGCAAAUCAAAGACGGGUUCUCGGAUAAGAAGUACAGCGAUAGUCUAGUCAAGUGCAUGAAGACCGAGCUCAAGGAAGAUAAGUUUAAGAAAGCGGUUCUAUUAGUUCUUGACGAGAGGAAGAUGGAGGAGCGGCCGGGGUAUGGAAUCGAUCGUGAUUUGCUAGAGGAUGAUGUGCGGGAUUUGCACAAGGCGGUUAGGAGUGAGAAGGGGGGCGAGAGCGCAAUGAUUGGCAUUAUUGUUGUGAGGAGUGAUUCUCAUUUGAAAGAGGUGCUUAGGGCGUAUGAGAGUACAUACCGAGCGAACUUUGCAAGGGAGAUGUUAAAGAAGAGUGGCAAUUUGGUUGGCGAACUCCUAGCACACAUCCUCAACGGCGUAAUCAACAAGCCGGUCCGCGACGCCCUGCUCGUGCACCAUGCGCUCUCCCUCUCCAAAUCAGACAGCAUCCGAACCGAGCUCCUCAUCUCGCGUCUCGUGCGCUACCAUUGGGACCGUCCGCACAUGGAGGCCGUGAAGAGGGAGUACAGGAAUCGCUACGGCAUUGAGAUGCAGAAGGCUGUCGCCGAGGGCACGCGCAGUGAUUGGGGACGCUUUUGUGAGAUGCUAUGUGUGAGACGCAUGGGGGAUGAGGUUAGGGAGGUUACGAGGGUCGAUGAAUAUUCUGAGAGGAGGAUUGAGAGGCAUUAA